AUGCUUAUGCUACAAAGAUGGGAGCCUGUUAUCUCCAACUCUUUCCCUAACUUGAUUCCUUUCUGGGUUAGGAUUCACGGUCUCCCGCUUCAUUAUUGGACCAAGACGGCGGUUAAAGCCGUUGGGAAAGAGUUGGGAGCUUUGUUGGAUGAUGACGUGGAGCGCGGGAGGGUACGGGUUGGAGUUAACGGUCUUGAGAAUUUGGAGAUGCGGCUUCCGUUACAGCUUCCGUCUGGUGAAGUGAUCUCGGUUGAUUUGGAGUAUGAGAAGUUGGAGAAGCAUUGUUUCGUGUGCUUCUCACUUCGACAUGAGAGAGAUCAGUGCCCGCGAAAUGCGAAAAUCGAUUCCAGUGCAAGGGGGAUAAAUCAAGAAAAUACUCUCAGAAGUUUGGAAGAUUAUAAGAAGCGUCGUGACAUGAGGAGGAGGCCCCCUCCACUGCUUCAAAUCUCAGGGGAACGUUCCUAUGGUUUGUUAUCCAACUUAGUCUCUACUGAUCGUAGGGAUGUAUCUCACCGUCACCACUACAGGGAUAGCAAAGAUUCCUCAUGCCCUCAAGUUAGGGGUGGGCCUCAGGCCCAGUCCGGACACAGCUCUCAGUAUAUUCGAACUGAUACUAGAGGAUCUCCUUCUCACAUGAGAAGCAAUGACUCCAGCAAUAGUGUUCACCGCUCUCAGAGUACAAGAAAACGUCCUCCUAGAACUCAAAGGAAUCGCAUGAAUUUACCGGACAAAGGCCAAGUGAACAGUAGGUCACCUGCUCUUGAGAGACUGGGAGCUCCACCCUCUCCUGCUCAGGUUGAGCCUCCGAUAGAGUUAGAUAGAGCCCUUGCGCUUCUUGGAUUUGCUUCACUUUCACUUUGA
This is a messenger RNA of Brassica napus (rape), 861 nucleotides long. RefSeq lists its product as uncharacterized. The record is from RefSeq and is a predicted model, not a curated record. NCBI's taxonomy places the organism in Eukaryota, Viridiplantae, Streptophyta, Magnoliopsida, Brassicales, Brassicaceae. The transcript has a single exon. Bases 1 to 861 code for a protein of 286 amino acids.